Molecule: messenger RNA, 824 nt
Organism: Lecanosticta acicola
Lineage: Eukaryota; Fungi; Ascomycota; Dothideomycetes; Mycosphaerellales; Mycosphaerellaceae
Source: the annotation of a GenBank genome assembly
AUGCUCGGAAGCAAGAAGGCCAACAUCUACGUGUCGGUCACGGAUGGCCACACGUCGAUCAAGGCCGACAGCGAUCAUCUCGACCACAUGGCCAAGCCGAGUGGCAGCUGGUUCCUGAGUGUCGAGCCGCACAAGCAUCACAUGCUCGGACUCCCACGCAAGAAACAUCCAGAACCGCUCCAUUACAGCGCGAUGCAAGACGAGAGCAGCGGCAACGAUCUGGUCAGAACGCAUAGCGUCAGCAGCCAACCGAUCAUCCUGGGGAACAUUCUGGUGGCCGAGAAUGCGAAGACGACGCCGGAAGAGAUUUUGCAACUCUUAAACGAGAAAUUAGUCUCAGCUCCCUCAUUCGUGCCCUCGGAAAGCACGAGCGAAAACGAGCCUGAUCGUUGGAUCAGGAAAGGUGGGUUGUCGUAAACACGAUCGGACGAUUCCAGAGCGGUCCUGAUUCCGUGUCAGCAUUGCACAUCCUCCAGGCCGAGCAUAUCAUCGAGACAUUCGACGUUGGCGAAUUCAUGACGUUUGCGCAUGGCGUAAGGCGGGAGUGGUUUCUAGAAAGAGCGAAUCUUCUGAUCAUCCGACAGUACGCCGCGAAGCGAGCAGACCAUAGCGCAUCUGCAAUGGUAUGUCGUCCGUCGGCUUUUGAUGUCCGCCGAAUGCUGACGAGCCGGUUGUGCUUGCAGGUCACUUAUCCAGAGCUGAACAGAGGCCACGAGAAGAAGGUGAGAUCGAAGAAGUUCUGGGUCGACUAUCCCAUGGCCGCAAAACCGGAGCCGAGAGAUAGGAUCGAAGGCAACGCGCAGAAAUAUGGUGGCUUGAUGUGA